Molecule: messenger RNA, 3462 nt
Organism: Thyridium curvatum
Lineage: Eukaryota; Fungi; Ascomycota; Sordariomycetes; Thyridiales; Thyridiaceae
Exons: 2
Coding region: 1-3462 (1153 amino acids)
Molecular function (GO): protein binding; oxidoreductase activity
Source: RefSeq, a predicted model, not a curated record
AUGAGAUCCAGCUUGCGGGACCGACCCGGAAAAGACAGUGGACUUGGAAAGCGGCUUCUCAAACCCACGCAUAGGACGAAAUCUCACCCUUCAAAGAUCCUGCCCUCCGCCAUCAACGCUAGUCUCGCCAAACCUUUGUCCCCCGCAACUAGCAUAUCGGAUAUCUCGCCGACCCCCGAGUCCUUUCACAGUUCAUGGGCCGAUAACACGGAAGAAAUAGUGCCCGAGAUCAUCGUUUGUACGGAUGAUAUGGAUAUCAUAGACAUGGACAGCAGCCCGGAGCCUGAGCCCGCAGAGACCUUGCAGGAGCCUGCCCAUAACGCCACCGAUGAGAAGCCGCCUGUGGUGGAGAAGCCGGCCGUCGAGGAACCGAUGGUGGAAGAGUCUACUGUUGAGGAACCAGUGGUAGAAAAACCUGCUGUUAAAGAACCAGUGGUGGAAACGCUCCCUGCUGCGGAACCAAUUCUGGAAACUCCUCAGCUGUCCGCCGUGGUUGGGGAGGCUGGGACAUCACUUGACUCUUCCUUGUCGGUUUUGACAGAGCAAUCCGAGCUGUCAUCCAUUCCGUCUACCAAGGCUACCACCCCUGUCGACGUCGACAGCUCGAAGGACAACGGAGCGCCUUCUACACCGCAGCCGAUCCCCGCUCCUGUCCCCGUCUCCGUUGUCGAGAAGCGCCCUGUCGCCAGAAGACGCUUCAAUGUGCGCCCCAGGGUAUCCAUCCCCGUGGACCUGACACCUCAGGACUAUGCCAUUCAAUGCGUGGCUGCUGCUGAGUCGUCGAGGCUGAACCCAUACGCUCUGCACAACGAGGAGUACACGCUCCUGCGCAAUCAUAUCAGCCAUGCACAAGUCACGACAUACCUGAACAUCAGAAACGGCAUUUUGCGAUUAUGGAUCUCGAAUCCCCAAAUGAGUGUCCGUCGAGAAGAGGCCGUCGGCUGUGCCCGUGACGUGAGGUGGUUUGACGUGGCAAGUGUCUGCUAUGACUGGCUUGUCCGACGUGGAUAUAUCAACUUUGGCUGUGUGGAGGUACGACAAUCGCGCAAGAAGCCGUCCAAGGAAGGCCCACUGAAGAGAAGAAAGAGAAUCGCUGUCAUCGGUGCGGGUAUGUCCGGCCUCGGUUGUGCCCGGCAGCUGGAAGGCCUCUUCAAGCAGUAUUCCAGAAGACUUUCAGAGCUCGGGGAAGAGCCACCAGAGGUCAUCGUCCUGGAAGGACGGAACCGAGUGGGUGGGAGGGUAUACUCUCGAGCAUUUCAGGCAAAGCCAGAGAAACCUGCCCCUGGAUUCGAAGACAAGAGGUGUACUGCUGAGAUGGGUGGAAUGAUUAUAACAGGGUUCGAUAGGGGUAACCCAAUGGACAUACUCGUGAGAGGCCAGCUUCACCUUGGAUACCACGCCCUGCUUCCCGAGACUACCAUUUACGACUCGAAUGGCAAACCAGUGGAUUCGGUCCGAGACCUCGCAGUGGAGAAGCUCUACAACGAUUGCCUGGAUCGUGUGAGUGAAUACAAAUUCAAGGCCGCACCUUCAAAAGUUAUUGAGGGCAACAGGGAUCUGAUGGAUGAGGGCAAGGACAGCUCUGCGGAAGUUGUGAAGAGCAUCAGUUACGUUGAGGAGACCACGGCGGCGCAGCCAUAUGCCCCGUCAGUCGCUCAACAGAACGUUUCCUCUCCCGUGAGCCUCGUCCCAGUAUCGUCAGACCGGGUUACGGGCCGGAUGCACAUGGAGCCUGGUACUCCGGGCAGCCUGAAAGCUGCCUACAAGGCGAAGCUGAUGGGCUGGGCUCUGAAAGCUGGCGCAAGUGAGGAUAAAGAUCUGGACCUCGAAUUUUCGACCAAGGCGCCCAAUGCAACACUUGGGUCGGUAGUAGACGAUGCUAUCAUGCAGUACAAAGACGUGGUGGAUCUCAACUCCCAGGACUUUCGCCUCAUGAACUGGCAUAUCGCAAAUCUGGAGUACAGCAACGCCAUUGAUUACAGCCAAUUAAGUCUCCAAGGAUGGGAUAUCGAUGCUGGCAAUGAAUGGGAAGGCAAGCACACCAUGGUUGUCGGAGGCUACCAGACGGUACCUCGAGGCCUUGCGCUGUUGCCGUCCCCUCUUAAGAUUCGGCAACGAUCACCAGUCAAGAAGAUCAAGUACAGCACAGACAGCUCGCAUCAAGCUACUGUCGAGUGUGAGGACGGCUUCGCGGUAGAGGCCGAUUAUGUUGUGAACACAAUACCGCUAGGCGUCCUCAAACACGGCAACGUCGAGUUCGAUCCUCCGCUCCCCACAUGGAAGUCGGAUGUCGUUAACAGGCUUGGCUUCGGCGUGCUCAAUAAGCUGGUACUCGUCUACAAGGAAGCGUUCUGGGACGAGGACAGAGACAUUUUCGGAGUGCUGCGAAACCCGAAGAAUCGUUCUAGUCUCAACCAGCGUGACUAUGCAUCUCAAAGGGGGCGUAUGUUUCAAUGGUUCAAUGUCACGCACACCACGGGCAUGCCCUGCCUCAUUGCUUUGAUGGCAGGCGAAGCUGGCUUCGACACUGAGCAGAGCUGCAACGAUGACUUGCUCAAUGAAGCCACGGACGUAUUGCGCAGCGUCUUCGGGGCAAGAGUGCCAGCGCCGCUAGAGUUCGUUGUGACAAGAUGGACUUCGGACAAGUUUGCUCGGGGCAGCUACUCUUCCGCCGGCCCCGAUAUGAAGGCCGACGACUACGAUGUCAUGGCGCGCCCGAUCGGCAACCUGCACUUUGCCGGUGAGCACACCAUCGGCACCCACCCGGCCACCGUGCACGGAGCCUACAUGUCUGGCCUGCGAGCGGCCUCCGACGUCCUGGAAGCCAUGCUGGGACCCAUCGAGGUGCCCGAGCCCCUGAUCCGGCCCCGGGAGUCCGCCUCGCUCUCCUCCCUCAAGCGCAAGGCCUCCGAGGACGCCGACCGCAAGGACCCGCGCCAGGCGCGCCUCGAGGCCUACGAGGCGGAGGUCUGGCAGCACAUCCACGCCCGCCUCGGCGACCGGCCGCUCAAGCCGCCCAAGCUGGCCGGCAACGCGUACCUGCUCUUCAACAAGGCCAACUUUGACGCGGCGCGCCGGCGGUGCGAGGAGGGCCGCCGCCCGGGCAAGGGCAAGCCCGUGCCCAACGAGGUGCGCGUCAUGACGUCCAAGAUGUGGAGGGAGGCCGGGCCCGAGGAGCGCGCGCCGUACGAGCGCCAGGCCGAGGAGCAGAAGAGGAGCUACGCCGAGGCCGUGGCCGCGUUUGGCGCCGCGGCGGCCGAGUGGGACGCGCGGGCGCUCGAGGUCCGGGCCGAGUACGAGAGGGAGCGUCCUAGCGUGCCUGGCCCGGAGGAGGUCGCUGCUCUGGCUUCUGCCGCUGUUGCUGGUGCUGCGGAUGCGGACAGGGGCGGCAGGAGGAGGACCAAGGCUGCGGUCGGGAGCUACGCGGAGAGCGAUAGCGAUGUCGAGAUGGAGGAGGCGUAG